CCUGAGGUGGUGUACAGUUAUUUGGUAUUAUAGAAAUUGAGAAAUACAGAAUGGCAAACCUUCGUAACGUUACGCGGAACCUGAUAUGUAGCUCAAAAAGAUUUUAUGAACAAGUCAUAACACAACAAACCACUUCAAACUAUUUUCGAAGAUAUGUUUUAGCAACAAGAAACUCAGCUGACAGAUAUUUUUCUUCUCUUCAUCCAAAACAAGCCAAAGAAUCGGUAAAUAUCACCUACUUAAACCGAGAUGGUGAAAAGGUGACAGUUAAGGCAGCCAUUGGUGAAAACCUGUUGGACAUAGCACUUGAUAAUGAUUUGGACAUUGAUGGAUUUGGUGCAUGUGAAGGUACACUAGCAUGUUCUACUUGUCAUUUAAUCUUUGAUCAAAAGGUUUUUGAUCAGCUACCAUCAGCAUCUGAUGAGGAAAUGGAUAUGUUAGAUCUCGCUUAUGGACUACAAGAAACAUCUCGUCUCGGUUGUCAAGUAUGUGUGACCAAAGAUAUGAAUGGUAUGGAAGUAUGUGUACCUAAAGGAGUCAGCGAUGCCAGGGAUGUGUGAGAUAUGCCGGCAUCAACGUUUCUUCUAAAUUCAUUAAUAUUCAUUAUCAUUAUCAUCAUCACCACCAUAUUCAUUAUCAUUAUCAUCAUCACCACCAUCAUUUUAUUACUACUAUCUGCCCACUACAGGGCAAAUAAAGGCCUACUACCUAAGCUGGAACCUCCUGACCUAUGAAGCUCUCAUGCAAGUCAUGUUAGCAAAUUUUACAAAACAAACUUUUCAUCUGGUUUCCUAUCUACUUCUACGCUAUAACCUAUUCUUGGUGUAUAUCUUUCAAAUAAUACUGUAUCCUAUAAUAGUAAUAUAUAUUGUACAGCAAAAAAGAGGGAUAUGGUAGAGAAAAAAGAUAAGUACUGUACACUGGGUUUUUUUGCAUUGCAUUCAGACUAGACAAAAUAUGUAUUGUAGUUAGUAGUAAUUUUCUUUUAAUUCUUGGAUUUUAUCUGGAAGUGAUACUUUUGCAAGUGUGGCUAGACAACCAAAGCAUUCCACUAUAUUUGUCUGACAAUGUUUCGUUGGGAGUAGACUGACUCUCAGCAUGAAUACAAUAUCAAUUUGUGUGAUCAGAUAUGUCUAAAACAAGCAUACUCUUUCAGACAAAAUCUGUUGUUUAGUCUUGCAUGCAGAAAUAUGAAACCCAGCAACAUUGAUGUUAGUACAACUCCACUUUCUGUGAGUGAUUGACAAUGUGACGAGGUUUGCUGAUGUUGGGGGUAGCUUGUUGUCCACACUACAAAAUUUUCUUUGACAAAAAAACUGUUGUACGCCCAUAUAAAGUCAUGAUGUGCCUAUAUAUGGUCACGAUGUGAUGUCUUCAUGACCAUAUAUAGGCAUGUCACCUGUUUUUGUCGAAAUAAAAUUUGUUAGUCUGGAGAGGGCUAGGCCUAAAUUCUAUCCUUUGUGCAUGCCUCAUCAUGUGAUCUCCAUCGAAUAUUACUUUACUGCUUUGGAAUUUUGUGUUCUUGUCCAUUUAAUUGUUCAAAAGUAUGUUGUGUGGAUAGAAAUUGAUGACCCAUGUGACAAUAAGUUAAUAAAUUUGGGAAUUUCUAAAUUGAAUCGUGGAGCUUAUAGCUGGAAGUAUUUUCUAUGCAUUUAUUAAGUCAUAAUAACUAUUGAUGUUUUAAUCAUUAGUGAUAAACUGCCACUGAACCUUAAUAAACUUUUAAUCUAUAAUUUUUGUUUGUACUGUACUAACUAAAUUGCCUAAUUUGUAUAUCAACUGAAAAUUAAAAUGAGAAAUAUUGUUUUUCAAUUAAACAGAUGUUUAAAUAAUACCUUGCAUAGAAACUUUGCACCUUUAAUUACAAGCACCACAUAAUUUUUAUAGUAAAGUGUCUUUACAUUAAAAAAAUGAUUU
Messenger RNA from Anneissia japonica, 1917 nucleotides. Its product is annotated as adrenodoxin-like. Gene Ontology annotation, cellular component: mitochondrion. The transcript is spliced from 4 exons. NCBI's taxonomy places the organism in Eukaryota, Metazoa, Echinodermata, Crinoidea, Comatulida, Comatulidae. Gene Ontology annotation, molecular function: 2 iron, 2 sulfur cluster binding. Gene Ontology annotation, biological process: P450-containing electron transport chain; positive regulation of oxidoreductase activity. The record is from RefSeq and is a predicted model, not a curated record. The coding region runs from base 51 to 560 and encodes 169 amino acids.